CCGUCACACGAAGUAGCCGACACAUAACGCACGCCGAUCGCAAAUAACUAAAAUUGUCGGAGAAUAAUAGAAGAGUUAACAGCGCGCGAAAUCAUUGAAAAUAACCCGAUAAUUGUUGCACUCGUUGCACUUGUCGCAACAUCCUGCCCUUUAACUUUUGCCCCAGUAAAUAUAUGAACCGCGCGCAUUUCCAGAGCCAACUAGCACAAAACACGACGUUUCAUAAUGUUGACUAAACUAUUCAUUUUCUAUUUUACAUUCAAAGUGAUCGUAGCUCAGAUAAAUGGAGAAUUCUGGUGGUUAAAUGAUAAAUUGUUAAAAUUGUAUAAAGUAGAGCCGCCUCAACCUAAAUUUGAAGAUAUCGGGGAAUUCGAAACAGACGAAAGUGCUAAAAUUGUGUUUAGAGAUGACCAGUUUGAAGUUACACAAAAAGAAGACACAUUAAGUGAUACAACAGUAAAGACGAAAGACAAUGAAGCGAUUAUUCAUUUCAGAGAUGAAAGUAAAUUGAUAAACCCAGUUGAAGUCGUAAAUAAAACAGAAGCUUUUGAAACUCAGAAUAGAAUUGACACAGUCGGUGAUACUAAAAAACAAAAUGAAGAUAAAGAAGAUGUUUUUAAUUUUGUAUUCCCAGAUGAUGUGGCGACUUUAAAAAGUGUCAAAAAUAAAAACAAUACGAAUAUUGUAAACGUUUAUAGAUCAGAAAGUUUUGUAAAUAAUGGUAAUAAAAGUGAAACUUUUAAUAAUAUAAUAUUUAAUAAUACAGAAGACUCAUUGUCGGAAAACAUUUGUACUUAUAUGAAGAAAUCUGAAUGUAAUCGCUGCAAUGGAUUUCCGUAUUUAACAGAAAAGCAAUCGAACCUUUUAAAACCUGCAAUGAAUAUCCAAAAUGUUUGCUGCAUCCUCCCACUAACCAAAUCAAAAUCCUCAAAAAUAAAAUUCCCCAGUAAUGAUUAUAAUCGAAUAAAACGUUCUAACAAUGACGAUAAUAUAAAUCCAGCUCUAAAACAGAGACAAAAUCUAAUAGAAAGGAAAUAUGGAAUACAAACAACUGCAUCUACAGUAGCUCAGAAAAUUGUAACACCGGACGAAGAAUAUAUUGACCCAUAUUUAAAUAUAAAAAAUAAUAAUUUUAAACAAAAAGUUAAUGAAUUUAAAAGUUCUCAAGAAGACAAUGAUUACAUUUACAAUGAUUACUAUGCGGCAGAAUUACCUAAACCAAGUUUAGUGGGACUGUAUUCAGACCAUAGUCCGCCAAAUUGGUCGUUUGUAUAUCCAAAGAAAGAAUCUUCAUAUUAUAAUGAUGAUAGUGUGGAAGAAGAAAUUCCAACAUUUGGUUAUUCAACUAUUGAUCCUAGACAAGCAGGUUCUUCAUCGACCGCUGCAAACUUAAAACCUAGACUUUUAAAACUUACUUCUGCCUCAGACAGAAUGCUUAAUUCAGAAAGACAUACCGUUAGUUAUCAUUCGAAUCCUGAUUUUCAAGUUCUGCAAGGAUUUAAACUGUUGAAUUUAAAGAAUAAAUUACAACCUCAUACUAUACGUACUUUAAGAAGACCUACAACUGCAGAAAGUCUUACAGAUAGUGGCGAGAAAAUGUUCCAAUCGGAAUCCAGUACAGGAGAAGAUUACGACGAUUAUACGGAGUUGACAGAUCCAUUGUACAAGAAUUGUGGAAGAACAAAUGAGGACAACGAACAUAUUUUUAACUGUGAUAGUACAAUGGGCGAAUCACCGAGAGGGGCACAUCCCUGGCUGCUGCUCGUCACACUCAGCAAGCGACGACAGAGCAUACUCUGCUAUGCGACUUUGGUACAUCCUCGCGCUGCCAUCACCACAGCUGACUGUACUUAUGAAAUGAAUGAUGAAAUCACUAUAGUGGCCGGAGCAUGGGAUCUGAAGGAGGAGAAACGUGGACACUUGCAGUACCGCAAACCGUCAGUCCGCGCACAUCAGCAAUAUACACCAGGAAAACUAGCCUACAAUAUUGCAUUGCUCUACUGGAGACGUCCAUUACGAUUGGAUUUCCACGUGCAACCGGUGUGCUUGUCAGAUGAUACUAGUAACGAAUGUAUCUUCGUUGGUUGGGGCGGGUACGAUCAAGGUGUAAAACAGCGUCCACGUUGGCAACGAGCAUCUAUUUUGUCUUCUCAAAAUUGUGCUGAAAAUAUGUCAAAUGAACAGGAAUUCGAUCUUCCAAUUGAUACAUUUUGUGCUUCCGUUGAUUCCAAGACUACCGUUACGGGGCCCGGCGGACCUUUACUGUGUAGAACGAACGAUGUGUACUCCGUAGCGGGGUUGUCUGUAUGGCGUAAUCACGUUGUAGUACUGAUGCGGCCGCAGGAAUGGACGAUACGCGCUAUGGCUGCUUUGAGAAUUAACUAAAUAACAAAGGUGGCGCGCUCACGCGAUCACGAGGGGCUCAUCGUCCGAGAACCCUUGUAUAGGAGGCACGUCGUCGUCAUCUGCAA
This is a messenger RNA of Papilio xuthus (Asian swallowtail), 2471 nucleotides long. RefSeq lists its product as uncharacterized. Gene Ontology annotation, biological process: proteolysis. The transcript has 9 exons. Lineage: Eukaryota; Metazoa; Arthropoda; Insecta; Lepidoptera; Papilionidae. Bases 226 to 2385 code for a protein of 719 amino acids. Gene Ontology annotation, molecular function: serine-type endopeptidase activity. The record is from RefSeq and is a predicted model, not a curated record.